Messenger RNA from Eruca vesicaria subsp. sativa (arugula), 737 nucleotides. Lineage: Eukaryota; Viridiplantae; Streptophyta; Magnoliopsida; Brassicales; Brassicaceae. The record is from the annotation of a GenBank genome assembly.
AGGUUACAUCUCUUCUCAUUCUCUCUCUUUAAAAAUAUAUCAGAAAUUUCUGAAGCUUUUCAAUAGUUUUCGUCAGCUAUGACCGCCCAGAAAUCAGUGUUGCAAUUGAGUGUUCACAAGGAAAGAAUCAGGAAGAGAGUGUGGGCGACCGUGUCUAAGUUUUCAGGCGUAACAUCGAUAGCAAUGGAUGACAAAACGGGGAAAAUGACAUUAGUUGGUGAAAUUGAUGUACCAAGAAUCGUGAAGAAGCUAAGGAAGAUAUGUAAUGCAGAGCUCGUUACGGUUGAAGUUGUUAAACCACCUGAGAAAAAGCCUGAACCGGAGAAACUGACUCCAACUAAACCGACCGAAAUUGUUGCCUUUCCGGUUACGCAGUUUAACAACCCGUACCAAUAUCAUUACUCCUCUGCAAAUUCUUACUAUCAACCAUACGAGAAUUACAGAGUUGUGGAGGAACCAAAUACUUGUGUAAUUAUGUAAUUUUCGUGAUUGCUUUCAAAUAACUUUAGUUAUGGUCUAUGGAACACGUCAUUCUGAUGGAAGAGUGUAUUUUUGGGUUACUGUAAUUGUAAGGGAGAGAGAUGUUUUUUACAUACCAAAAAAAAAAAAAAUUGGGAGAGAGAUGUUUCCACGUCAGGGGUUUCUGCAAGGGAGAUACAUGUUUUGAGAGAGAAAGAUGAUGCAAAUUUAUUUUGUAAAUCAGUUUUAAUAUAUAAACAAAACAUUAAUGGGUAAAU